UCUUCUGACUCUCACCUCUAGCUGCAGCCAGCUGUCAUACCUAAAAGCAAAAGACAAACGUUUCGAUUUAUCAAAAUUUUCCCUCGUUCACCGUAAAUAAUGUCGGGCUACAUUGCAAGGAGAGGUCCAGCGGUUUUGUCCAACCUGGGACGAUGGGCCUACAACCUGUCUGGAUUCAACCAGUAUGGUCUGCACCGUGACGACUGCCUGUACGAGAACGAGGACGUGAAGGAGGCCGUUCGCCGCCUGCCCCGCAAGCUGUACGAUGAGCGCAACUACCGCAUCAUGCGCGCCCUGCACCUGUCCAUGACCAAGACGAUCUUGCCCAAGGAGCAGUGGACCAAGUACGAGGAGGAUGUCAAGUACUUGGAACCCUACCUGAACGAGGUGGUCAAGGAGCGCGAGGAACGCGAGGACUGGAACAAGAACCACUAAUUGUGCCGCGCCCACUACUCACUUUCUUUGGACUUGUAAAUGUUGAAAUACAUAGCUUAGAUUAAAACCAAAAUUCGCU
Messenger RNA from Drosophila serrata, 514 nucleotides. RefSeq names its product Ubiquinol-cytochrome c reductase 14 kDa subunit (gene UQCR-14). Gene Ontology annotation, cellular component: respiratory chain complex III. Gene Ontology annotation, biological process: mitochondrial electron transport, ubiquinol to cytochrome c. Lineage: Eukaryota; Metazoa; Arthropoda; Insecta; Diptera; Drosophilidae. The record is from RefSeq and is a predicted model, not a curated record.